Molecule: messenger RNA, 6610 nt
Organism: Malaclemys terrapin pileata
Lineage: Eukaryota; Metazoa; Chordata; Testudines; Emydidae
Gene: PRICKLE4
Product: prickle planar cell polarity protein 4
Exons: 7
Coding region: 4220-5869 (549 amino acids)
Molecular function (GO): zinc ion binding
Source: RefSeq, a predicted model, not a curated record
CAUAUAUAUUAGUCUCACAGCAAAAUGACUGACCAAGUAUUCUACAAUUGGUUAAGAACAUAGUAAAAGCAUCCUGACUGGUUAAUAAUUAAAAUCACACGUUUUAAUAUCACAUGCCGCAGAGAGCCGCAGGAGACACAUUAAAGAGCCACUUGCAGCUCCCGAGCCGCAGUCUGAGUAUCUCUGCUCUAGGUAUUUAGGUGCCCUUAACAUUUUCAAAACUGCCGCUCAGCUAUCGCCUAACCCCGUAGGUGCCCAAAUCCCCUAAACCCCUGCUGGACAGCAUUCACAAAGCGCUGACGCUGCCCUGCAGCAAACCAGCCAUUUGGACCCCUGGAAGUCCUGAAGCAGGAUUCUCAAACCAGGCAAGUAUCAGAGGGGUAGCCGUGUUAGUCAAACACGGCAACUUCAAACCAGGCAAGGGAAUUCCUAUCUUGCUGGGGGGCCUGAUCCUCUAGGUGUGCACUGAACACACCUACGACGUGCUACCUGUCAGACCCCACAGCCACAGUGGAAGUACUGGAUGCAAGCCACCGGUAGGACAGCACAUGCAAAAGAGAGUUGGUGGCAGAGGGAAAGAAGGACAAAUAGGAGAGGUACUGAGUGUGAGCCGAGUGGAAGGAGGCACCAAUCUCUGGCCCAACAGCUCGGGGCACCAAGUUAGCCAUUUAGGCUUCCAAAUCCCGCUCCUCUCCCCAGCAUUUCACUUCUGGCUACCAUAGGCAGCUCCCCACUCAGUUUGUGGGCUUCUGAGGAUCUCUUGCUUAGGUGCCUAAUUCUGCCCUAGGGCUGCCACCGCCAAGAUGCAAAAAAACCCCAAAAAGCGGCCACUGGCCACCGUACCACCACCAAAAAAGGCCCUAGUGCCGCUGGUGAGCUUGGGGUCCAUCCUGCUUCCCAGAGCCCUCAAGGGAGUCCCCCUACCUAUUCUCCCCAUACAUUGUAUGGGGAGCUUGGGCACCGAGGGCUGAGACCACUAGGCAGCAUGGCACCUAGGGGCCAGGCUAGGUGUUGCAAUGCUGAACAGAAAAUCUGGGCCAAAGUGGUUUGCCCAAGGUCACGCAGCAGGUCAGUGGCAGAGCCAGGAAUAGAGUCCAGAUCUCCUCAAUCCCAGCCCAGGGAAAGGCUUCUGUCCUCUGAGGCUCAUGCACCAGAGAUGAAGCUCUGAAGUGCAAAGCUCUCCCUUGCUGGCAUUGCAACACCAGUGCCAUCACGUAGAGACGCCAGCCCAGCCAGUCGGGGGUGCCAUUUGGUCGACAAAAUGCAUAGAUUGGUCAGGCAAGUUUGUAUCUUUUCCCUCUUUUUUCCCCAGCGGUAAUUGUGGUCUCUCUGGCGGAACCACAGAUCUCCCUUCCCUCCUCCAAGUUUGCAGUGAAUUCUAGAGCCUGCCACUUGCUGCUCCCUUCCUGGGCUGGGUGCUGGGAACAAGGCAAUCAGUCCUUUUUGUUUUUUCCUCCUGUUAAUCGGGCAAUCUGCUAAGUUAAUUAUUGACCCAGGCACCCAACAGAGAAACCUGAGCUCCCUGUGCUAAUUACCUCGGAGGAGCGGUCUCAGGCCUGGAGAGGCGUGUGGAUGAGACUCAGAAAAAGAGCCGUUAACUCAUUAAAACCAAGAAUUCCAAAAAGCUGCACCGAUGGCUGGAUUUAAAAGCCCCAGUGCACCCCUUGAGAUCUCCAUACAAUGCUCGCUCUGUUCUAAAGUUACUUUCCUGACCCUAGGCACACAUGGAGCGCUCAGAAUUCCAGGCUCUUCUGAAUGGAGUCACAACAGAGGGGUGGGGAGAUCUAUUUCACAUGCCUUCUGUAAGACUGAUCCUACCUUGCAGAUGAUAUUUCUGUGCCUUAGAAAGGUGCCGGUUAUCCUGGGAUGUGGGAGACAGGGUAGGGGAGCAUGUUGCAGACACACACAUUGGAGUGCGAUGUAUGUUGGAGUAGCAUCUGUAUUGCGGAAGGGAGUGUGUUGCACCUGGGGUUGUGGGAUAGUGUAGCAAAGGGGCAGGCUGAAAUGGCAUUGGUACACAUUGGUCACAAGACAGAUGCCAAAGGGAUGUUGCAGAAGGGGAUAGAGAACAAGAUAAGAACAGCCAUACUGGGUCAUACCAAUGGCCCAUUUAGCCCAGUAUUCUGUUGUCCAACAGUGGCCAAUGCCAGGUGUUUCAGAGAGAAUGAUCAGAACAGACCAUCAUCGAGGGAUCUAUUCCCUGUCGUCCACUCCCAGCCUCUGGCAGUCAGAGGCUAAGGACACCCAGAGCAUGGGAUUGCAUCCCUGGUCACCUUGACUAAUAGCCACUGAUGGACUGAUCCUCCAUGAACUUAGCUAAUUCUUUUUUGAACGCCGUUAUCAUUCCGGCCUUCACAACAUCCCCUGGCAACAAGUUCCACAGGUUGACUGUUUAUUGGAUAGCUUGUUGGAAACGUCCUGGGAGCACAGAGACGUGUGCAUGCUGGAGAGGGGUAUACAUCGGGAGUAUAGACGGGUCUGCCCAAUGCAGAGGAGUGCACAUGGAGAAUGCAUUGGGAUUGUGGGGUGCUGCAGAGGUACAUAUGUGCAACUCGAGUUCACUGGAGUUGGGAGCAGAGUGUGCUGGCUUUGAAAGUUACAGUGUGACUCCGGUCUAUUAGCCAAGUAAAGGGAGUUAAGAUGGUCCCUGACACAAAGCAUAAGUUACAGCAGCUUAGACGCCUUCUCUGACUUGGGCCUGAUGAGUGAACUGAUGCCGGUGAGACUUCUCACAGCAGCUCCCUUUGUCUGUCCAGCUCUGCACUCUCGCCCAGUGGCGUGACUGGCUUGAUGCAGCGUGGAUCAAGGAACGCCUUACAACCCCCACGUGCUGCAAUCUGUGUCAUAUGGCUCGUAAAUUCCUCUGCUCGUUCCCCCGGGCAGUGCUGCUGAUCAGUCAUGGCUCUGCAAACCCACCACCUCUGCUCUUCCUCAGUGUCAGCCCCGGUCUCCCGGGUUUCUCUCUGCUCAGCGCUAGGACAGGAAAGCCAGCCGCAGAGCGUCGGCCUCUGGGAAGGCAUCCAAGGAACUGCAGGAGUUGAACAAGCCAUCGCAUUGACAUCUUGGCUUUGUUUUGGAAACGGAAGAGCGGAAGGAAGCCAGCGGUGGAACAGAGACGCAGGGGGGGAUGGGACUGGUUUCCACAGUGUAACCAUUAGCCAGGAGAGGUGCCCGGUGUCCGCUGGGUGAGGUGGCUGCUUGGGCUAGAGGGAAGGAUGAUUAAUAACAGAUCUGUGGGGGGCUCACAGGGAAAAAUAAUUGUUUUCCACUGAACUGGAAUAGACAGAUUAAAGCUGCUUCCUGCUGCUGCAGAGUGACAGGAUGCUAAAUCAUGGGAUAACUAUGGGAGCAUAGGGCUCUCACCAGCUGGGGAACUCCCCCCUACCUGGCCUAUACGCACCACAGAGCCAGAGUCCAUUCCAGCUGGGUACAGAAAUCCAAUUCAGGUUCCCUCCCACCUCAGGGGCCUCUCUCAGGGUCUGUCUGACUGUCACAGCUGCCUUUUAAUUCCUUCCAGCCAUGGCUCUGCACGGAAUCCAGGCCCCCCUGCUUUUCAAAGCAACAUGCGCCCUUCCAGGGUCAUUAGUUGAGCCAGAGAGCUCCUGUUAUCUCCAGCUAACUUUCCAAGGUCUCUCUGAAUAAUCCUUCCUUCAGCUGAAAAACUCCCGUUUCUUUUUUGCCUUUCACUAAAGGCUCUUGAGACAUGUGAAGUUCAGUAUGCCCCCGCAUUGCUUUGCCUGCUACUGAAAUGCAGCUACCUCUGGGGUGGAACUGCUCAUCCCCCCCAGUAAAGACGGAAGGUCCUGUGCUUUCUUUUGAUGCCAUAUGUAUAUACAGUAAGCUCCAUAUCAGUUCUGUAAGGCAGUAAACGUACAUCACUAAGCACACAUUAUACAGGUUCUACAUAGCCACUCAAGUGUUCUGUAUGGGUCAAGGCACCAGACCAAUUCUGCAAUGCUACCAGGCACUAUAUAGGUUCUGUAUGGGAAAAGAAUCCAGGCACCAUGUAGGUAAAUGUCCCAUGUAGACCCCACAAGAGUUCUGGUUCCAAAUCGGUUUUGUUUGACCAGUUGGGCCUGGUCUGAAUAGAGGCACCAUAACAAGACUUCAGGUCCCACCUGAAAGCCCUCCAAGCAGCACACGCAGAGGCACCAGCCUGCCCCAUUAACAGUCCUAUCCCCUCUCACUUUAGUUUUGUUUCAGUUCUCGCUUCCUGCUGAUGUCCCUGCCGAGCCCGACAUGGCCCCGGAGAGACAAACCUCCCUGCAGUGGGACACUCACUGGCCUCGCACCCACCUCCUCUUCGGACAGUGACUCCGGCUGCGCCCUGGAAGAGUACCUGGAACGCGCAGCAGACGCUGCCCCAGCAGAGGUAUCUUCGUGCUUCAAGGCUCCCUCAGCGGACAGGGUGCCUGCUGCCACCAGGAGCCAGCUCCGCAUCAAAUCUCUCCUUCAGCAGCUGCCCCCGCAGGACUGCAAUGACAGGUACUGCCCUGGCCUUGGGGAGGAGGAGAGGAGACAACUGCAAGCGUUCAGUGCCCGUCGCAGGCAGGAGUCACUGGGGCAGGGAUUUGCAUGCCUUGUGCCCUCUGCCCACCUUUGUGAAAAGUGCGGCAGGAGGUUGAACACAGGGGACCUGGGGGUUUUUGCAUCCAGGCUGGGGGACCGGUCCUGCUGGCAUCCCUCCUGCUUUGUCUGCCACUCGUGCCACCAGCCUCUGGUUGACCUGAUCUACUUCCACCAGGACGGGAAGCUCUACUGCGGCCGACACCACGCGGAGUUCUUCCGGCCACGCUGUGCCGCAUGCGAUCAGCUGAUCUUCACAGACGAGUGCACAGAGGCAGAGGGCAGGCGCUGGCACACGGAGCACUUCUGCUGCCUGGAGUGCGACCUGCCUCUUGGGGGACAGAGGUAUGUCAUGAAGGGCGGCAGACCCUGCUGCUGCAGCUGCUUCGAGAGCCUCUACGCGGAGCUCUGCCAGGCCUGCGGCGAGCUCAUCGGUGUCGACAGCGAGCAGGCCACUCACCAAGGCCGGCACUGGCAUGCCCGGGCCUCUUGCUUCUGCUGCAGCCUCUGCCAGAAACCACUGCUAGGACAGCCGGUCACGGCCCAUCACAGCCUCCUCUACUGCUCCGAGGCCUGCAGCUUGGAGAAGGCAGCGGCGUCCUCCACAGCCUCGGACUCGUCCGACUCCGCCUUCAUCUCGGCUCCGUCUCCUGACUCGACGCCAGUCUCCAGGGCCAGCAGCGAGGGCGGCAGGAAUGCCCCUCCGGCUCCAGUAAUGGGUGGCGAUUCCUGUCAACAGAGGGCAGAGGCGGAGGAGAUGGAGGACUCCCCUGAUCAAGCCUCCACGCACCCCGCAUUCAGAAGCCAGGAUGGCCACGGGACAGCAUUUAAGGAGAGGAGUAAGGGAACUCCCUGUCCCAGUGCGCUGGCACAAGCAGCUGCCGCUCCCCCGGGGCAGGAACGAUCCUCCACCACCCUGCCCAGUGAACUGGGUCUGAAUGGACCUGGGGCCUUGGGCGACCAGCUCCCUGGGAGGCUCAGGCCUCAGCCAGGCGGUGGAGCCCUGCACUUUAGAAUUGGUUCAUCCACCGACCCCAGUAUGGCUGCACGACAGAGCCCGGGCCCAUCGCUCACGGGCGCCCGCCCACCGGACGUCAUGGAGGAAGAAGAUUCCUGGUGCCCAACCUGCUCUUCCUCCUCGGACUCAGACUCGGAGCAGGAGGGCUUCUUCUUUGGGAAACCGAUCCCGAAGGCUGAGCCGGCCCUCCCUGGCAGAGAACGGAGUGGCCUUGGGAGGGCGGCAGGAAGGAGCAAGCACUUGGCCAGGCUGCGAGGAAGCCGCAAACACUGCAGCAUUUCCUAGCAGGGGGAAGGCUGGGCAAAGAGCAAGGGCUCCCCAGGCAGCAUGGAAAGGACAGAAAGGGGGUGGACGGCGGGAGGAAGAACUUGUUACUUAGCCAAGUGUAUUUAACCAGAGGGUCCCCCCCAGCAGACGAGAAGUAGCCCCAUGAUGAAGAACAAGUACAGCAAGUCGGGGAGGGGAAGGCAGACAGCCCUUAGGGGACACAGACAUCCCCUCUCUUACCUCACACCCAGACAUGGGAAAAGACAAACCAGCCAACUCUGUUUGUUUUCCAGAGCCCCUUGUACUGUGAAACUCAGGGCGGGGUUGUUUACACAGCAAGGCUGCCUACAAUCCAAAUCUUUCCACUGCCCCAUCGUAGGUUUUCGCAAGCACUGGAGAGCUCAGAGGGGCAGGACAUAGGCGGCAGAGUUUGGCUGCUCCGCCAAAGGGGAACUUUUGCUCUCAGGACCUCCGUGCUGAGAAUCUCGUUCAGACUGGGGGUGGCCUGGCCCCUUUCGCCAGCCCACCGGGACCGAUCAAAGAUGGACACCGGAUCCUUCAGCUCAGGGUCGAGUGCAGCUUUCUCACCCGCAGUGAAAGCUCUGAAGGAGGAUGACUGGACUUUGGAGAGAGAAGGAGGGUUUUGAAAUCCCAGAACCAAACUGUAAGCAGGGCGGGGGUGGGGAGGGGCAGACUGUGAAUGUGCCGGGGGAUUCCAGGGAUCAGUUCCUAAGCUUCACCAAUAAAGCUCAACACAGA